Messenger RNA from Cuscuta europaea, 1912 nucleotides. The record is from the annotation of a GenBank genome assembly. NCBI's taxonomy places the organism in Eukaryota, Viridiplantae, Streptophyta, Magnoliopsida, Solanales, Convolvulaceae.
AAAGAGAACUCGAGUAUGAAGUACGAAGUACAAUACAAUGCCAUCUUUAAGAACACUCCCGUCGUUUCCGUUCACCAGAUUCGAUUUUUUCAGGUAAGAGCAAAAUAUCCUCUUUUGUUUUUCGUUUUGCUCUACCUGAAAAUUCAGAGUGGAGCAUACCUAAUUCUUUAUAAAUACGAUUCUCAAUUUCCGAUUAUCUUUCUUUUUAUCAUGUAUAUCGUAUACUGCAGAAUCCUUUUGCACACUCAAACUACUAAGAUUCCAUGAUUUGUUGUCAGUUUGAGCAAUUAUUUCCCCUUUUUGUUGUUGGGAUUCGUCGAAGAGAAAGUCCUUGAUUGUAGUUCUGUAAUAUGAUUUUCCCUUGUCCUGCAUCGAUCGACGGAUUCAAGGGUUUAGCUUUCGGAGUUGAAAGUUAGGGUUUUUAAUUGUAUUUGUUCGUCAUAUUGUUGAUGUGAAUCUGCUACUAGGAUGGAGAGUAACAAGGACGAGGCUUUAAGGUGCAUUGGUAUUGCCAAAGAAGCAAUUCAAUCCGGGAACAAAGCAAAAGCUUUGAAAUUCAUCAAAAUCGCAGGCCGUCUUAAUCACACUUUGGUAGUGGAUGAUCUUGUGGCCGCUUGUGAAAACAUUGAGUCAUCCGAUCAAGUUCCUCUAAGAAGCAAAAGAGAUGCUGGAAAAGCGAAUGGUGAGAGGGAUAAAGCCAAGUCGGACGAACCUUCAAACGGGAAUAUGAAUUACAUGGAAGAAAACAUUCAAUUGAUUAGGCAAAUCAAGAAUGAAAGAGACUACUAUGCAAUCCUUGGUGUGGAGAGGGGUUGUUCAGUUGAGGAGAUUCGAAAAGCUUACAGGAAGUUGUCAUUAAAAGUUCACCCAGACAAGAAUAAGGCUCCAGGCUCUGAGGAAGCUUUUAAGACAGUUUCCAAGGCUUUUAAAUGUUUGAGUGAUGAUGAGUUGAGGAAACAGUAUGACCUUACAGGUUUAGUUGGCCCUCAAUUCGAGUACAACGAACCACAACGUAAUAAUUUUCGGCGAAGGAGGAGGAGAACAGUGGAUGAUUUUUUUGAUGAUAACAUUGACCCAGAUGAGAUUUUUAGGGCAUUCUUUGGUCAGUCAGACUUGUUUAGAACCACACAUGCUUAUCAGACUAGAGCUCCUGGUGGGCACCAAAGAGAAGAUUCAGGUGGAUCACGGUCUAACUUCACCCCCCUCCUUCGUCUGCUGCCAUUGUUGCUGAUUGUCUUGCUUGCUUAUAACCCAUUUUCCGAGCCCGAGUAUUCAUUGCAGAAAGGUUACUCCUAUCAAUUCAAGAAGAUGACAGAGAAACAUGUAGUGGAGUACUUUGUUAAGUCAGCUGAGUUUGACCGGGAUUACCCUCCUGGCAGUGCUGGUAGGGAUAAAAUAGAAGAACGUGUAAUAAGGGAUUACAAGAAUGUGCUUGGUCGUUACUGUCAUAUAGAACUUCAAAGGAGGCAAUGGAAUCGGAACUACCCAACUCCUCACUGUGACAGGCUACGGAGUUUUUCAGUGGCAUGAAAGGUCUUUCUGGUGGAUUAUGAGGAGCUCUAAGGUAGCAAGACUGGCAACAAUUUCAUCACAUAUGUGAUCGGAUGACAUGGCGGGAUUUUGCAGACAAGGAGCCCAUGUCAUUCACAGCAUGGCAGGCAUUGCCGUUGCUUAUUUGUAUGCCAUUUCAUUCGGAAAUAUACUACUGUUUUUAUAUUUAUUAUGGACUUGUACUCUAUAGAAUUUGCAUAGAUUUAUUUAAAUGGCUCAGACCUCUCUGAAUUAUUAUAAAAUAAUAUUGCUUCUUAUAUGUGCGUUGCUUAUAAUGUUGCCAGAUUCAACCAGCUUCUAAUUGAAGUUUCAAUAGUUUCAACUUUCAAGUUCCCAUAGCCGUACUAUAUUUCAAUUCCAC